Messenger RNA from Thalassophryne amazonica, 1204 nucleotides. RefSeq lists its product as uncharacterized. The coding region runs from base 290 to 898 and encodes 202 amino acids. The transcript has 2 exons. NCBI's taxonomy places the organism in Eukaryota, Metazoa, Chordata, Actinopteri, Batrachoidiformes, Batrachoididae. The record is from RefSeq and is a predicted model, not a curated record.
AACAACAACAACAAUAACGUAAAGAGAAAAGUGUUGCUGGAAUGAAAGGAGUUCAUGAAUUUUCGCCUCUCUUCGGAAAAAGAAAAGAUAUUUUUUGGACAGCUAGAAGUUUAAAACAGCAAAUAGGACGUGAGAUUACAAAAGAGCUUCGGUUUAAAAGCUGUUUGAAGCUACGCUGCUUUUAGCUAGCAAAGCUAAACUAGCUUGUAAUGCUAAAAUUAGCGCUACAGAUUUAGCAGCAGUGACUCAAAGUGUGGCUUUAUGGAGGAAACGCUAUGGUUGUGUGAAAAUGCUUAAAGUCCAAAGUGCGAUAGCUGAUCUGUUUGAAGAACACAGAGAGGAACUUAGUUCUCAUCCUCAGUCCACUGAUGAUCAACAGCAGAACGUUCUGGAUGCUAUUCUGACGCCUGAAGAUCACAAUGCAGAUCUGCAUCAGCUGUCACAGACCACAGAAGAGAUUCCAUCACAGCAACAGCAAUGGAACCCAUACGUUGACCAAGAAGAACCACAGAGUUGGCAAAUUAAAGAGGAACAGGAGGAAUUCUGGACCAAUCAGGAGGGAGAACAGCUUCAACAGUUGGAGAAGGUGGAUGUCGCCAAGUUUCCACCUAUGUUUGCUGUAAAGAGUGAAAAUGAUGAAAUGCAUCCUCAAUCCUCAGACUUUCAUCAAGGCCGAACUGAAGGUAACAUAGAGUCUCUGAGCAACGGCUUAACUGAAAAAAUGGAAAUAGAAACUGAUGAAGAGGACUUUGCAGGAUCAGAAACAAAUAAAAAUUAUGAGCAAGAUAGUCAUGUACAGCCAUAUACCGAUGACACAUCUUCAGAACCUGAAUCUGAAGGCAGCAGCAGCACUCAGCAAAGCCCCACUGAGGUCGUGUUUGCAUACUGUAAGAAAUAACUCCGUUAUUGUUAUGGAAAAUCAUACAGAUGAGAAACCAUUUACCUGCUUUAAGUGUGGUAAAAAAUGUAAGCGUAAGAGUGAUCUUAAGAAACACAUGAUGAUUCAUAUGGAUGAAAAACCAUUUAGCUGUCCUGAGUGUGGUCAAAAAUGGCGAUGUAGCAGCAAUCUCAAAAGACACAUGAUGACUCAUACAGGAGAAAAACCAUUUAGCUGCUCCCAGUGUGGUCAAAAAUGUCAGUCUAAUAGUGAUCUUAAGAAACAUGUGAUAGUUCAUACUGGAGAGAACCAUUAGCUGUUCUUUUU